Messenger RNA from Acyrthosiphon pisum (pea aphid), 394 nucleotides. RefSeq lists its product as uncharacterized. The transcript has 4 exons. The record is from RefSeq and is a predicted model, not a curated record. NCBI's taxonomy places the organism in Eukaryota, Metazoa, Arthropoda, Insecta, Hemiptera, Aphididae. Bases 1 to 390 code for a protein of 129 amino acids.
AUGAGUGUAAAUACAUUGUCUUCGUACACCAUUGUAACUGAUGAAGGCUCAUCAAACGAAGAUGAAAGUUCAUAUUCAGUAAAACGAGUUACACCAAAAACGAGUAAAAGAAAAAAUGUUGAUGAGUCAAAAGCUAGUAGUAGUAAAAAGACCAAGAUCGGAAAGCAAUCGGAAUCAUACAAGGAUACAUUUAUGGAUUUGAAUUCAAAAGGAAAAUUUGAAAACGAUGUAUUAAACACCAUAACCAUGAAGGAAGGAAAUAGUUCAUACACUUUUAAAUGUCCUGUUGCGCCACACUGUGAAGACUACUAUGUCAUUCAGCACUAUAAAAUUAACACAAUUCAAAAUAUUCCGUCAGAUGAAAGGUUAGUAAAACACUAUGGUCUAUAACAUG